This is a messenger RNA of Ipomoea triloba (trilobed morning glory), 1791 nucleotides long. RefSeq lists its product as uncharacterized. The record is from RefSeq and is a predicted model, not a curated record. Lineage: Eukaryota; Viridiplantae; Streptophyta; Magnoliopsida; Solanales; Convolvulaceae. The coding region runs from base 1 to 1791 and encodes 596 amino acids. Gene Ontology annotation, molecular function: nucleic acid binding; zinc ion binding. The transcript is spliced from 4 exons.
AUGGCGCAGGCAUCGCCUGGACCGGGUGGUGAUUCACCGAAUACUCCCAUGGAGGAAGGUGAUCCACUCUUGCGGUCAGCGAAGAAGCAGCGCCCCAUGAAACGUUCAUUUGCGGAUGCGGUUGCAUCCAUCAACAUCCCUGCGGUUGAAGUUCCAUCACGUGUGGAGGCCAAUGAAUGGGCUUUUGAAGACAUCGACGUGGAGUUCGACACUGAACCAGAUGCUGACAAACUAGUCGAUGGGAGACCGAGAGUUACUUUCUCAAAGGAAUUACGUAAAGAGCUGUGCAGUGCAUGGAAGAUGGCACUGAUCAUCAAGUACUUAGGGAAGAACAUCCAUUGUAAUGUUCUGAACCAAAGGCUGCCUACCAUGUGGAAUCUGCAAGGAAAAAUGACACUGAUCGACAUUGGUUAUGGAUACUUUGUCGCCCGCUUUGAUAGUAAAAUAGAUUAUCUCCAUGUCCUCCUCGACGGACCGUGGAAAAUAUUCGAUAACUAUCUUGUUACCCAGCGUUGGGAGCCGGAGUUCAGACCUCGAACAGCCAAGCUCUCAAAAAUGGCAGUUUGGGUCAGACUCCCUGACUUGCCGAUGGAAUACUUCCGUGACGACACCAUUAGAGCCAUUCUGGAUAACGUGGGAAAGUCGCUGAAGUUGGAUAGAACAACAUCUGUUGCGACGAAGGGGAGAUUCGCCAGAGCAGCGGUUGAAGUAGACCUAAAUAAGCCGCUAGUCUCCGAUGUGUUGGUUGGAAACUCUGUUCAAUUAGUCGAGUACGAAAGUCUGCACGUCGUCUGCUUCAAUUGUGGCGUGGUUGGGCAUCGGGAGCAGUCUUGUCCAGAGAUCAAAUCGGCAGAAACCGAGGUACCAAAUAUGGACAUUAACGGAGAUUCGUCGCCGGAAGCUGAUGCGGCUCGCCAACCUGAGACACCAACUCCUGCACCUAUGGCUCAGCCUAGACCCAAGUAUGGGACUUUGAUGUUGGUCACGAAGAAAGCAAAGCCGCCGGCUGCUGUUAACAACUCUCGAAAUACCAGAAAAGACUCUAGUGUCUCUGCUGCUCGUGGAAAUCAGUUUAGCAUACUGUCAAACAUUAAUGAUAUGGGCAGAACAGCCACAAGAAGCAACAACACAGACAAGAGAAAAUCUAAACCGGGACCUAAAUCUGGUCUCAAAGGUAAGUCUCUGCUUCCUGUUAACUCUCCCCAAGCUGCCGCUCCGCCGUCACAGCCGGUUACCACUACGGUUCUUCCCGAAAAUUCUCGCUCGACCAAUCCGGAUUCGAGAGGUCGUGGGGGACAAACGACCGUUAACCGUGGUAAGGGGAGAAAAGCUGGACAAAAUUCUUCGGCUAGCCACAUUAAUUCUCCUUUGGACUCUACUGCCACGCUCUGGAAUAGAGGCAUUGUCAAUGGACGUGUGAGGAAGCAUGUCAAACAGCUUUUGACCACGUCCAGAGUCGACGCCUUCUGCUUGCUUGAAAUCCGGUCCUCUAGGGCGGAUAAGAUGAUUGAUUUAGCUCAUAAUCUGGGUUAUAAUAACCGCUUCUUGGUCGACCCCAUUGGGUUUGCAGGAGGCCUUCUGUUGUUUUGGAAACAAGGUCAUAUUGACCUUGAUGUUAUUAGCCACAAUUCGCAGGCUAUUCAUGCCAAAGUGAACCGCCGACCUGUUUUGGGACUAUUGCAAAUCGCUGGCAUCUACUAUACGAGAGCCAUGGAUGGUCCUUGGGUUGAUACUAGUGGAGUGGGUAGCUUAGCACCGGUCAUGGAGACCAACACUAUCUCCCCCAACUAG